This is a messenger RNA of Phalaenopsis equestris, 1627 nucleotides long. RefSeq lists its product as uncharacterized. The record is from RefSeq and is a predicted model, not a curated record. NCBI's taxonomy places the organism in Eukaryota, Viridiplantae, Streptophyta, Magnoliopsida, Asparagales, Orchidaceae.
AGUACUUACCUGACUAGCGCCUUCCUUUUUUGAUAACAUACCAACCUUUCCAAUCACUUUGAAAAAAGAAUGUUCAAAAAAAAUUCGUGUUUUCUCGGCCCAAGGGAGUUUACUCGACUCAUUCUCCAGUCUCCCGCACUGCUCAAGUGUGCGACUCCAUAUGAGGACCUCCUUCCCUUUUGCUCUGCCCACUCUCCGUGAACACGGUUAUCAAAGCUACUACAGUGUGGGCAGCAGGUACCACGAGCCCUCUGUCCCACACAUCUAUAAAGAAGCAAGUGUAGUUCACCGGUUCCACCGAAUGCUCCUAUAUCUCGGCAAAGAUCGUGUGAGUGUGCAGUUAUGCUUCGGAUGCUUCGCCGGAAUAGAUCGACCCAGUUCCCGUUCUUUUCUGGUGUACUCGCUUUGUAUCUCCGACACACAAGGAAGGACGCGGUGGGAAGGAAGCAGCCCUAGCCUCUGUCCGGCCGAUCAUUCCGCUGGCAUCUUGCAUUCACGCCCCCGUUUGACUGCCGCUCGGGGAUGUAGUUGUAGAUACGUGAGUCUGAGUGGGUCGUUGGCUCCACCUGUGAUCUCCUUCUACGACAUGCUGUUGUCGUCGCCAUCUUCAAUAUGUCACUUAGUCAUAUCUGCCUCGCUGCGGGUCAGCACCUCCGAAAGAAACGGAGGAUUUCAUUCAGUGACUCCGCGAUCGCCCUCUGAACGAUCAGAAUAAGGUAAAGCUUGAAGAUAAGUUUUGUACUCUAUUAAUUUCUCAGUCCCUCUAGUCGGGUGGGCGCCGGCCGGUCUUUCGGCCUGAUCCCCCUGAAAACCGUACGUGCGGGUCUCCCCGCAUGCGGCUCACGCCAUUCGAGGUGGCCCAGCCCAGCAUUCAUUCGCAAAUCCUUUAGUGAUUAGUGAAACGCUCCGCGCCUCGGAAGCUAAUUCGCGUGUAGGCAGCGCUUUCUGUCUACCGUUUACUCUAUCUAUUCAUUGAUCCAUUGGCUUGCUCCCUCCCCCUAUUUCCAAUAAGGAAAAUGAAUGAGCCGCUCGGACCUUACAUUUCCGUCAAAUGACCCGGCCUCCCCUGGCUCUUCCACCGUCCGGGCUCCCUUUCCUCCCUAUGCUCCCCCGGCGCAGGCCUACCACGCUUCGCGCCUGCGGCGUUUUCGCCAGACGGUCUUUGCCAGUAGUGCCAUCCUCCCCGCAGGCUGUCUGUAUGGGUGGGUUGUCCCUUGCUGCUACGUUCUGUUAGGCGCUAUGGAUUACAGGAAAUUCAGUGGUUGACUUGGACAGCAGGCGGGUUACACGUUCCACUGUGCCGAGAUGUGAGGUGCAGGUGGUGAUGAUCACCCCGAGGUAUGCGCUAGCGCCCUUGACGGGCACUCCAGGACCCGCCAACGCUCGUGAAAACCCAGGUCGGUCGGUCUCAUCCGACCGGAUGUGUGGAUAACGAGGCCACCUUCACAACCUUCUCCCUUCUAUCCCUAUCCAAAUGUAGGGCGGUUCGCUUGAGUUGCUCAACCGCCCCUUUGCCCGGUGCUCAUGACGCGCUACGGAACCUCCACCGGGGGACCGAGCAGGGCAUAGCUAGCGGCAUAGGAGCCUACUCAGCGUCAGCGGCUUCGUGCCGCACUGGAGUAAUCCA